Tympanuchus pallidicinctus (lesser prairie-chicken) is the source of this 7792-nucleotide messenger RNA. RefSeq names its product G-protein coupled receptor 83-like. Lineage: Eukaryota; Metazoa; Chordata; Aves; Galliformes; Phasianidae. Bases 5737 to 6975 code for a protein of 412 amino acids. Gene Ontology annotation, cellular component: membrane. Gene Ontology annotation, biological process: neuropeptide signaling pathway. The transcript has 6 exons. Gene Ontology annotation, molecular function: neuropeptide Y receptor activity. The record is from RefSeq and is a predicted model, not a curated record.
CUUUGUUCGCAGCCCCAUGUAGCUGUAACAGAUUCUUCUGCACCAUUUUCUCUUUUGGGAUAAACACUAAUCCUGAAUCAGAGUGGCAGCUUAGGCUGCAAAAAUAAACAGAGGACAAUAGCCCAGAAGUUUUUCUGUGCUCUCGUUUGAGAUCUCCAAUGUUGACAAGAGAUGACUUUUCCUAACAGGAGGAUUUUAGUGUUCAGUUCCUUAGCUCAGUGUAGGUCAGUGCUGGGUGUUCCUCCUCCUCAGCAGCAGCAGUGACCACAGCAACCUGGAUGGGCUGUCAGCUUUUCACUUAGAUUAUACUCUGUUCAUUAACACAGCCAAACUGAAUAGAAUGAGGAAAAUUUCUCGCCAGGCCCUGCGUUUGGAAUACAUUUUCUGUAUGAAAAGGAAAGACCUCUUCAGUUUUAAUUGUUCAUACUCCUAAACUAACAAAGAGAACAAAGUAAGGAGAGGUUCAUGGCAUUUCUCCUCUGAGGCCAUCUAUGCACCUGCAGGAAAGAUUUGGCUUCUGUGCUUGCCGGGCUAAUUGGUGCAAGAGAAAACACAGAACAUUAACAUGCAUUUAAAUUCCAGGCUCAGCAUAGUCAUAAAAAAGAAAAUAUGCUUGAAAGAUGAAUCCACCUGAUCCCAGGGCCACUUGAUAUUAAAUGCGUCAGAUGGGAGAGAGAAAAGCAAAGGGGACUUUAUUUGUGUUACGUUUCCUAACAGGUUCAGCUGGGGCAGGGAUGAAAACUGGAAGGAGAAUGGGUGGGACCUGAGCUCUGGGCUGGACAAGACCUGCAUGCUCAGAUUAACCCAGGAGGAGCCCUGGGGGGCAGGAGGAGAUCCAGACGGUCGGAUCCCCUUAACAAAGUUUUCCUGCACAGCUGCAGCUCUGCAGGCUCGGACCAGCAGGGUGCAUGCAGGCAGACUUGUGUUCAGGGCUUGUGCUCAGGACUGAAUGGGGAAUGAGCUCUGAGCCUUCCACCAAGGCAGCAGGGCUCCGUGUGGGUGCAGGAAGAAGUGUGCUGCUCAGUGCUGCUGCGUGGUCUCACAAUGGACUCGGGUGUUUCUCACUUAUGUUACUGCAUUUUCACACACUGUGCACCAAAAAGUAAAAUGUGUUCCUGCAGAUGAAGAAGUAAAUGUAUUCGCUGACCUUUUCCAUUUCUGUUAGCAGUGAGUUUUCUGUUAAGGAAAAGUGGAUUUGGUUUCUUUUUCCGUCCUGUAUUCCAACACCUGUUAGGAGGAAGGACUCAAUCAGGGCUGUGAAAGGCUUGGAGGCUGCGGGAGCCGCAGCUUUACCACUGCAAAAGAAAACGUCAGAAGCGCCGGGCUCUGCUCCUCCCAUCGCCAGGGCUGCGGUGUGCUGCUGUGCCCUCAGCUGCCACGGGCACAAAGGUGCCGGCAGGAGUUGCUGCUCUCAUUGCUCUCUGCUGCCUUCAUUCUGCAUGGAAACCGUGCGGCCAGCUGUCAGGUGGGGACGGAGUGCACAGCUGAUGGCAGUCCGUGUGAUUGUAACGGAUAAAAAGGACAAAAAAAUUGCAAAACGCAAUUGCAAUUGCUCUGUUGUCUUCUUCUUGUUCCUGCCAUUGAAGCCAUUCUUAUGGAUCUUAUCCCUCCACCCACUGGCUUAUGAUGUGCAUUACUAGAGCAGCAGCACCUCACCAGUAGGGUAAAACUAACCUGUCUCACCACUGCCUAAUCCCAUAGUAUCCUUAUCUUUAGCCCAGGUUGGCACAGCUCCACUCAGCUCUAUGGAGGGAGGCUCACAGCCGUGGCAGAGAGCUGAGCUCUGAGGGCACGGGGCUGAUGGGAGCAGCCUGGUGCAGUUCAGAAGUCAUGAAUUCAGACCUUGGCUGCCCUGUGUGCACUCGAGCUGGCUUUACACGCAUCACAUGAGGGAAAGGUGAGCAGCUGCACACACUGAGCUGUGCCUGUGGGUGCCAUGCAUGGCAGAAGGUAUUGCAGGGCAUCGGCUUCACCUUCUGUACCUCAAAACAUAAUGAUGGCAAUAAAUAUCAAUAUCUGAGAGCAAAGGAGCUUUCUUGUGGCUCUGAACUUACAAUGCCUCUGGUUUCAUGUCUGAGCAUCAUCUCUGCAUUUCUCCAGAGAGCUCCCAACCCUUCAGGAGACAAAUUAACCUUCUGGCAUUUAGCAGAAAGACACCCAAAGGAAAAAUACUGAAUGCCUUUAACAUCUUCAGCUGCAAAGCCUCCCCAGACAUGUGGGCAACUUGCAUUUUGCUGAAGGAAAUCAACACAGAAAACCCUGAACAAUUUUCUUCCACAGCUCAGGCGCUGCUCUCCCAGCACACCUGGACAGGUGAGGGAUGGAUGUGGGGGAACUGCCAUGCAGGCACAGUGGGCAGCACCCAGAUCUGCUGCACAUCUGCCAGGUGGGAGCCUGGAAGCCACGGCACAGCACUUGUUGUUGAUGUGAGUUGUGUUAAAACAGCCUGAUUUCAGCUGAUUUCAGCACAGUGGGCUGCCCUCCAUCUCUGCUCACCUGUCUGCAUGCAGGAACUAAACACAGCUGAGGGUCAGUGGGGAUUACUGUGAAAGGAAGAUAGGAUGCAGGGAUGGGACUGCACUGAGUUUCAUUCUGAAUGUUUCAGGAGGUUCUAAUGCAUACCUGCAAAUAAAUCCUUUGCAUCUGAAGAAAGAUAAUGUUUCUGAGAUCCUGCUGAGGAUCUGAUUAAGCUCACUGCUCUAAUUUCUGAAUGUGCUGGCAGUAUAAAGCCAACACCACAUUGGGCAAGACAGGAAGCACACACAGGCUUAUAGACAGAAUAAGGCAAUGGCUCUUCAGAUGCAAGGAAUCUCAUAGUCCAGAUGGAAAUGGCUUCAGAGGAAAAAAAAGAAAAAGAGACCUACAAGAUCACUUGUGCAGAAUGUCCUUACGUGCCUCAGGCAAGAAGGUACAGUAAGUACAAACUUCACUCCUCUCCUGCUGAGAGCAACUGGAGGUUUGUCACAGAUUUGGGGUGGGCAGCACUUAGACCCCAGGAAACAUCCAUCCCAAGGCUGUCUCUUCCCUCCGAUGGGGAGGAUUCCCAUUUCAGAGCAGUGCCUCUGCUAUUUAUUAUUAUUUGCAAAGAUUUUCACUGGUUUCUCCAAAAGCCUCUGGCAGACGCAGCACCAGCUGCACCAGGUGCCUGAACUGCAGAAGUGUGCAAUUGUGAAAAGGUUCAUCGCUGUCUGCGUGCUUUGAGAGAGGUUAUGUGGCUGUGGCCAACUCCAACCACACGGUAACUCAGGACACCCCACUCUGGGAAGGAGACAUGGGCUGGGUUCCCCUGUGCAGAGGGAAAGUGGCUGCAGACAGAGCCACAGCCACAGAGGAGAUGGGAGGAGGACAGAAUCCAAAACCUUUCUUCUUUUUAAUAAGGUGUGAGCUGCACAUGGUGGAAAUUGAAAUGACUACCAUCUCCAGUUCAAACACGUAUCUUCCAAUAUCUGUGUCUGAGACCAAAAUCACCUUUGUUUCUUGUGAGGCUGUGUCUGCAUCUGCCAAGAAGGAUUCAGGCCCGGGAAGAGUGCUUAUUUAAGAAGAAUCCAUCAGGGCUGAAAUUCCACUAAAAGCCCCACUUCAAGAUUUCAAGCUUGGAGAUUGUUGUGCUUGCUGUGAUUUUUGUUCUCUGUUAAUUGCAUUACCCAUACAUGCAGAUGCUGUGUGCCCAGGGAUGCUGCAGGGCUCCGUGCCCACAGGGCGCCGCAGGGCUCUACGCACCUGGGAGGAUCCAGAGCCCCAUGAAAUGCAGAGAUCUCCACUGAGCCUCCAGCCGGCCUUCGCAGCACUGCCCCAUCAGAAAGGUGCCAUAGGCACUGACUUCCUUCACCUGCUGUUCUGGGAAUUAAUCUGUGGAGAUCAGACUUCCAUCCUCUGCAUCAGGGUUGUGUGUGUGGGCAGCCCACAUGGAUGGGUGGCCAACGUGUCCUUCCUGCUCCUGCUGAUGACUUUUGAGAUCAUCCAAAUGUCUCAGAACUAGAAGAAAAGAAUCCUGUUCUUUUUUUUUCACAAGAACUGGCGAACAGCCCGUAUCCAAAGAGAUGUGACAAUUUCACUGCAUGCACUGAGCAUCCUGUCUGCUCUAUUCCACCCUCUUACAAUGAGAGAAUGAAGUUUGUGGACCAUGAGGGCUGCUACAAAAGAAAUGGCUCCUGUGUUAUUAUGUUGGUCAGAGGUGGACGCUGGUGAGAUUUGGCAGCAGAAGCUGAACCUUCCCAUCGAUAUUCCAUCACAUUUUGUUGCUGUGUGAUCCAUGGCAGCAGAAAGGUGGUCUGACAAAACGGUGUCUGACAUAGAAGUACAUACGGAGCAAAUGGUCGGCACGGAAUUUUUCUAUGCAGAAAAGAUGGCACCAAUUGCCAUUCAUCUUGCUGAGCAUUUACAGAGACCAAACAGUGCAUGUGAGCACAGCGAGGAGCGGGUGGUGCAUUUCAGCAGGUGACAGCAGCUCACCUCCACUGGUGCAGAUAUUUAUAAGCAUGUUAUGCAGCUCUUGCUCACUGCUGGUGAAAACACACACUUAACGGUGGUGACUAAGUUGAAAAACAGUAUUUUGCAACUGAGAACUUUCUCAAAUAGUGUUAUUGCACUUUUGUAUUCGUUGGAGUUUCCAUGGACGUAGGUAGGUGUAUGGGAACUGUUGAGUUCGGGUCUGAACCACUGGUGGAUCGCCUGGGGGAAGGACCCGGCCAGCCCUGGGAGCGCAGGUGAAGGAGAUUCAGCUGUGUGACAGGAAGGGUGGAGCCUGGCUGCACCUCUCACAGACCUCAUGGAAGGGGUGACCCCCACCGGGGAAGGAUCUCUGGGUGGAGAUUCCCUCUUGUAGAGUUUCCUCGUGAGCCGAGAUUUUUGGAGACGGCAAUAGGAGGCACAACAUUCUGAGCGAGCAACGCUCUCCCCUUCUGCGCGGGAGCCGCAGCGGAGCGUUCCCACAGCGCUCCGUGCGGGAAGCUUCACUCUGCCUGACCUGCCCGCGAAGCACGUGCGCACCGACGGCGCGGCGAUACAUGAGGGCGCUCCCGGAGCCGCGGCGCUGCUUUCUCAUGAACCUCACGCACACCUGCGGACGAAUCGCGCUCCCCGCCGUGCUCCGACCGCUCCGACAGUCCGGCACGGAGCGCGCCGUCGGGCUCUGCCUCCGAGCGCCGAUCUCCGCUAAAGCCAGAGGAGCGCAGCGGGGCGCGGAGCUGCACCCGGGCUGCACGUGUGGGGCGCGGCGGCUCCGCGCUGCGCGGGUCCGGCGGAGCUUCGAGCCCCAAGGGGUCCGAGCCGGAGCUGCCGGCGGCGGCACAGCCGCAGAAAAGAAACAACUGUUCUGAAGUAUGGGAUGAGAGCAGCACCAGAACAUCCUUCCCUGAAAGUUGGAGGAAAAGUGCACUCACCUGAGAACGAAUAAAAACAACCUGACAAAUGCCCAUUCCUACACGUGCUCUGUGUAAUAAUGAGUUAAUCUCUCCAGCCCACCUGUGGAGUUAUUGCAGCUCCUGGUAUGCAGAGGAGUUGGGAGUGCACAGUCCCAAACCAGCCCUGUGCAGAGGCCUCUGCUGUAAGUUCUCCCUGGUGCUGCUCCCUGGGAGCCCAUUGCACCUUUGAGGCUGUGCACCUACAGGCAUUGCUCGCGGUGCCAGCUGCAUCUUCACCAGCUUCCCAGAGAGCUGAGCAGGUGUGGCUGGUGGGCCACUGCUGUGUCGGCAGCCCGGUGAUGCCCUGCUGAGCAACGACCUGGGUUCACCCACCAUGCCUCACGUGCUGCUUCCAUCCCACCAGGCACAGAUAGCAGCUUAUCUUGAGGAGUUUGACCGUUACUAUUCCUUGACCAAACUCAUGUCCAUCUACCAAGCAACCAACAGGACCGCCUUCAACUGGACAGACAGCUGCAUUGUGGAGUGGGAGAAGUUUGCGGAGCUGGCUCGAUACGAGCCAGAAUCCCAGAAACCAACUGUGAAGGCUCUCCUGAUCGUGGUGUACUCAGUGAUUAUCAUCGUGUCUCUCUUUGGGAACGUGCUGGUGUGCCAUGUGGUGCUGAAGAACAAGAGGAUGCACUCGGCCACCAGCCUGUUCAUCGUCAACCUGGCUGUGUCUGACAUCAUGAUCACACUGCUCAACACGCCCUUCACUCUGGUUCGGUUUGUGAACAGCACCUGGAUCUUUGGGAAGGCGAUGUGCCACGUCAGCCGCUUCGUGCAGUACUGCUCGCUGCACGUCUCCACGCUCACCCUGACAGCCAUCGCCCUGGACAGGCACCAGGUCAUUCUGAACCCACUCAAGCAAAGGAUGUCUCUGACAAAAGGAGCACUGAGCAUCGCUGUGAUCUGGCUGCUGGCUGCCUGCUUCUCCCUGCCCCAUGCCAUCUACCAGAAGCUCUUCCAGUACAACUACAGGGAAGCCACCGUGCGGAGUCUGUGCCUCCCGGAUUUCCCUGAGCCUGCAGAGCUGGUCUGGAAGUACCUGGACCUGUCCACCUUCCUGCUCCUCUACCUGCUGCCGCUGCUCAUCAUCACCGCCACCUACACGCGCCUGGCCAAGAAGCUGUGGCUGCGCAAUGCCAUCGGUGACGUCACCACGCAGCAGCACGUCGCCCACCACAGGAACAAGAAGAAGAGCAUCAAGAUGCUGGUGCUGGUUGUGGUGGUCUUCGCUGUCUGCUGGUUUCCGCUCAACUGCUACGUGGUGCUCAUCUCCAGCCUGGGCAUCAAGACCAACAACUCGCUCUACUUUGCCCUGCACUGGUUUGCUAUGAGCAGCACCUGCUACAAUCCCUUCAUUUACUGCUGGCUGAAUGAGAGCUUCCGUGCGGAGCUCAGAGCCCUGCUGUGCAUGUGCCAGCACACAGCUCAGCCGCGCAGCGCCGUGCAGCUGCCCCUGGCCGCGUCCUGCCGCGAGGCCUGGGGGGAGCGAGCUGGGUGCACGAAGGGGCCCUCAUCAAACAGCGUUUGCUCCGCUGUGCUCAUCCCGACAGCCAACACUGACCUGUGAGCAAGGGUGGCAAUGGACGGAGUUUGGCACGCGUCUGAAAGAAGGACCCUUGUAGCCAGGUGAACCUUAUCUGCAGGGAUUCCCCCAUGUAAUUCAUACUAAAGCCUCCCAGCUGAGUGCAGGUGUAGCAGAAAUGCUAACUCAGGGCUUGAAGAAGUGAUGCAGCACCUGCUGGGAAGGCAGGGCCAACCGGGGGAGCUCAAGUCAAACAGUGCCACUGAGUGGUGGAAUGGAUGGAUCCAGGAUCCACUCCUGCCCAGACAUCAUUUAAGGGCUAGCAGUGGAGGUGAGGGUAUCUCUCUGGAGAUCCCUGUGUACUUGAGGCCUUGUAAAGGUAAACAGCUUUUUUUCUGUAGAUUCUGCAUCCAGGGCUGCUGCACUUGGGCUUAUCCUAGCUUGCUGCAAACAAAGUCUUUGCUACCCUGCUAAGAUUGCAUUAUAGCGUUACAGCAGGGUAAGGGGAAGUCAGCGGUGGGUGUCACACUGAGUCCUACUGCUCCUCUUGCCCUGGUCCCAGCCCAGGCUGUGUGCUGGUGGAGCAGAGCACUGUAUUGGGGCUGUAGAGCUCCAUCUCUGUCAGACCUCAUGUCAUUUGGUUCACUGAGAAUUUAUUUUAAUUUCUGUUAAAUUACGUUGCAAACAAACCUACAGGCACUGAAUUAAAGGCCACAAAAUAAUUCAUCAGGGCUGUAGCAUUCACCAACUGGAGAAUUAAAUAAUUCUAGAUAAUUACUAAUUGUUGUGGAAGAGAUUCAUUGAGGCAACUGAAUUGAAUCACAGUUAAAGGGGAGGCUUUCUACAGUUUUGAGAAGAAUAG